CUACUAGAGAAGUCAGACCUUCAUGCAGUGCUGGCUGAUAAGCUUCAAGCAGAAAAAUAUGACAUGCAGAGCAGACAUGAGAUCAGCCCGGGACACGAUGGCACGUGGAACGAUGCUCAAUUGCAGGAACUGGCACAGCUGAAGAUAAAACAUCAAGAGGAGUUGACAGAGCUGCAUAAGAAACGUGGCGAGCUGGCCCAGUCUGUAAUUGAUCUGAAUAACCAAAUGCAGCAGAAGGACAAAGAGAUGCAGAUGAACGAAGCAAAGAUUGCAGAGUAUUUGCAAAAGAUCUCUGAACUGGAAACAGAGUGCCAGGAGUUGCGUAGCAAACUGCAAGAUCUUGAGCGAGCUAAUCAGACGCUGAAAGAUGAGUAUGAUGCUCUCCAGAUCACCUUCAAUGCCUUGGAGGAGAAGCUGAGGAAAACUACUGAAGACAACCAGGAGCUGGUCUCGCGUUGGAUGGCAGAGAAAGCACAAGAAGCCAAUCGUUUGAAUGCAGAAAAUGAAAAGGAUUCAAGGAGACGACAAGCCAGGCUGCAGAAGGAGCUAGCAGAAGCUGCCAAAGAGCCCCUGCCUGUUGAACCGGAUGAUGAUAUCGAAGUGCUUGCAGAUGAAACCUCUGACACAGCUGAGGAAACAUCUCCAGUGCGGAAUGUCAGCCGAACGUCCAGUAAGCGACUCUCCCAACCAGCUGGAGGCCUUCUGGACUCUAUCACUAAUAUCUUUGGGAGGCGUUCUUUGUCCUCGUUCCCUGCUCCCCAGGAUAAUGUAGAGCCACAUCCAGGUGCCAGUAAAGAAGUGAGAGUGCCCACUACUGCCAUAUGUGUCUUUGACGCACAUGAUGGGGAGGUGAAUGCUGUGCAGUUCAGCCCUGGCUCCCGGUUACUCGCAACAGGAGGCAUGGACCGGAGGGUUAAGCUUUGGGAAGUCUUGGGAGAUAGGUGUGAGCCCAAAGGUUCCCUCUCCGGUAGUAAUGCUGGGAUUACAAGCAUAGAAUUUGAUAGUGCCGGUUCUUACCUCUUAGCAGCUUCAAAUGACUUUGCCAGCAGAAUCUGGACGGUUGAUGACAAUCGAUUACGGCACACCCUGACAGGUCACAGCGGUAAAGUUCUGUCGGCCAAGUUCUUGCUGGACAAUGCACGCAUUGUUUCGGGAAGUCACGACCGGACCCUCAAGCUCUGGGACCUCCGCAGCAAAGUUUGUAUAAAAACAGUGUUUGCAGGAUCUAGCUGCAAUGACAUCGUAUGUACUGAGCAGUGUGUAAUGAGUGGACAUUUUGAUAAGAAAAUCCGUUUCUGGGAUAUCAGGACUGAAAGCAUAGUAAAAGAAAUGGAGCUCCUUGGAAGAAUCACGGCUCUGGACCUUAACUCAGAGCGAACAGAGCUUUUGACUUGUUCCCGUGAUGAUCUACUAAAGAUCAUUGAUCUGCGGGUUGGUGCUGUCAGGCAGACAUUUAGUGCCCAGGGAUUCAAAUGUGGCUCUGACUGGACAAGAGUUGUGUUCAGCCCUGACGGCAACUAUGUGGCUGCUGGUUCAGCUGACGGGGCCCUCUACAUUUGGAAUGUGCUCACUGGGAAGUUGGAAAGGACGCUUGCAAAGCAUCACAGCUCUUCUAUCAAUGCAGUUGCGUGGUCACCAGCGGGUGCCCAUGUGGUCAGUGUGGACAAAGGCAACAAGGCUGUCCUGUGGUCGGAAUUCUAACUCGGCAGCGGCUGAAAGGCAGAGCAUCCAGCGUCUCUGUGUGUGGUGGUGCUGGUCCGUGGCUGAACAGAAUGGAGCCCCGAGCCCAGAUCCAUCCUCGGUCAGGAUGUUAACAGGCACACGGGCUUCACUUUCCGGAGGAAAGUUUAAAGCAGCAGAGAAGGAGCCUGAGUCAGAGACUUCUCAUGGCCGUAACUGCACUGUGGCACUCGGACUCAGCAAGGGAUUGGCUGUUCUGAAUGGAGAAUGCUACUUAGUCAUGCCUUUACAUGCAGUGUCGAUGCACCAAGUGGAGCUGAAGAUACUAGUGGGAUUCCUCACCAGACAGCUGUGCCAAAUACCCUGUCACACAAUGUAUCUACAGCACUUCUGGGGUGGAAAUGUUGGAAAGAAGUUACUGUGUAUGCUGACUUAAUACAUGUCCUGUCUCCUGUGUUCUGCUCUUGUGGCCUACUUCAGGUGUGGGGUGAGAAGGUCCUGAAGCAUGGACAGGUCCU
Molecule: messenger RNA, 2198 nt
Organism: Apaloderma vittatum (bar-tailed trogon)
Lineage: Eukaryota; Metazoa; Chordata; Aves; Trogoniformes; Trogonidae
Gene: ATG16L1
Product: autophagy related 16-like 1 (S. cerevisiae)
Exons: 17
Coding region: 64-1701 (545 amino acids)
Biological process (GO): autophagosome assembly; negative stranded viral RNA replication
Cellular component (GO): autophagosome membrane
Molecular function (GO): protein binding
Source: RefSeq, a predicted model, not a curated record